Macrobrachium nipponense is the source of this 9552-nucleotide messenger RNA. It is a transcript of the gene HDAC3, whose product is annotated as histone deacetylase 3-like. Gene Ontology annotation, molecular function: histone deacetylase activity. Gene Ontology annotation, cellular component: nucleus. The record is from RefSeq and is a predicted model, not a curated record. The coding region runs from base 92 to 1414 and encodes 440 amino acids. The transcript is spliced from 11 exons. Lineage: Eukaryota; Metazoa; Arthropoda; Malacostraca; Decapoda; Palaemonidae.
AAAAUGAAUUAUAUUGCAAAAAGAGCCCGUCAAUACGAAACUACAUGAAGUUUCUAAUCUAAUGACGUAGAAGGACGCGGAAACAAACAUAAUGGGAGGCAAGACUGUUGUCUCGUAUUUUUAUGAUCCUGAUGUCGGCAAUUUUCAUUAUGGGCCUGGACAUCCCAUGAAACCUCACAGAUUGUCAAUUACUCAUAGUCUUGUCUUACAUUAUGGGUUGUACAAAAAACUCCAGAUUUAUAGGCCAUACAGGGCCAAUUUUCACGAUAUGACCAGAUUUCACUCAGAAGAAUACAUCGAUUUCCUCAUGCGAGUCACCCCUCAAAACGUUCAAAAUUUCACUAAAAAUUUAGGACAGUUUAACAUGGCAGAUGACUGCCCAGUAUUUGAUGGCCUGUAUGACUUCUGUUCCAUGUAUACGGGGGCAUCUCUGGAAGGUGCAGUAAAAUUAAACCAUAAUUGCUGUGAUAUUGCAAUUAACUGGUCGGGAGGACUUCAUCAUGCUAAGAAAUUUGAAGCAUCCGGAUUUUGUUACGUUAAUGACAUAGUUAUUGCAAUUUUAGAAAUGCUAAAAUACCACCCGCGAGUCCUGUAUAUAGAUAUAGACAUUCACCAUGGAGACGGUGUGCAAGAAGCUUUCUAUCUGACAGAUAGAGUUAUGACUGUUUCUUUUCAUAAGUAUGGAAACUAUUUCUUCCCUGGAACUGGUGACAUGUUUGAAAUUGGGCAUGAAAGUGGUAGAUAUUAUUCAGUCAAUGUCCCAUUAAAGGAAGGAAUUGAUGAUGCCAGCUAUACCCAAGUAUUUAAACCUGUAAUUGAGGCUGUGAUGGAAUAUUAUCGUCCAACUGCUAUCGUCCUUCAGUGUGGUGCAGAUUCUCUAUCGGGUGAUCGUUUAGGUUGUUUUUCAUUGUCUACUAAAGGCCAUGGUGAAUGUGUUAGUUUUACGAAGAAAUUUGGAGUACCAUUGUUAGUAGUUGGUGGAGGAGGCUACACACCAAGAAAUGUAGCAAGAUGUUGGGCUUACGAAACUGGACUAUUAGUUGACACAGAUAUGCCAACGGAAAUCCCAUAUAACACAGAGUAUUUCCAGUAUUUUGCUCCAGAUUUCUCUCUUCACCCGGAGGUUAUCACUCGCCAAGAAAAUGGCAACAGUCGGCAGUAUUUGGAAGCCAUUGUCAAACAUGUUUAUGAUAACCUUAGAAUGGUUCAGCAUGCACCAAGUGUACAGAUGCAAGAUGUCCCAUUGGAUGGAUGUACUAUAGAUGAUCAAGAAAAUGAGCUAGAUCCAGAUUCCAGACUACAUUUGAGUGAGGAAGAUAAAAGGGUGGAGCCAGAUAAUGAAUUUUAUGAUGGUGAAAAGGACAAUGAUAAAGAUGAAGAAAAUGAUGUCUCAUCAUCAACAAACAAGAAUUGAUGCAUUUCCAGAGAAAUGAUGCGCUCUGUUUUGGAAGAGGUAUUUCUUAACAGGAAGCUUACUCUGUAUAGGGAAAGCACUGCUGAAUAUUCUUCCUUGUGAAGUGGUCUAUAUGGAUUCAGUAUUACUUAACCUGAGAAGCAAAAGCUGCAGUCAUAUGCAUGUUAUGCUGUGUACUAUUAGCUAUGAUGAACCUGGUAGUAAGGUUACUGUACUGGUUCAUGUGUUAUUUUCUCUCCAUUUUAUUAGUUUUUAGCUCAAAAUAUAUUAGUACUUAUGUGGUAUUCCUGCUUUUGAGGAAGCCUUUUGAUUUGAGCAACACUUUGGCAUUUUAAAUUUUCUGAUGAUCCAUACAUGCUGGCUCAUGAUAGAUCAUUAUUUUGCUUUUUCUUUUUUCUUUUUACCUUGAUAAGUUUACGAAAUUCGUAAGCCUUUUAAGGAAUUCUAAAGUAUUUUCUAAAUUGACAAACCCAUCCUGUUAUUUCUCUCUCUUUAUUAGGGAUUGAUUGAGAAUUGGAGGAGGGUCUUCCUUGAAAUUGAAACUGAUUGAAAUCUUUUGGCCUGUUGACUUCCAGUCAUGUUUUAAAUUUAUGUAUUUUGACUUCAUUAUCAUGCUAUUUUAUAUUCUAUAGUUAAUCAUUACUGGACUCAUGGUUUCUGACAUUAAAUGUCAUGGCUUAUAACAUCCCAGUACUACCUGUCUGCAUUUCCCAAACAAAAGGUAAAAGCUGAGUUUUGGCUCUUUGGUUCUGAAUUAAAUUAUCCAUUAAUAAUAAUGAAAAAGCUAUGGAAAAUAUGAAGUCUUUGGUAUUUGGCUUCAUUUUCGAGAUGCUUUAUAGAGUAAUGCAGCCAUAUGGUUAUGAAUGUAAAAUUUGAUGUACCUAAUGUUGACUAUAUCAGUCUUCAGUAUGUGGUUGAAAAUAAACGGUUAUUCUUUUGUGAGAGUCAUACUUAGAUUUGCAGGCAAGUUAUAACAUUGUGUGGUGUUAACAUGUUUGUAAGUGAAUUGCAUGCAUAUUUCAUUCUCUCAGGCAAAUUGGCCAUCCAAAAUUUAAUUGACAAAGGUAGUAACAAUGUGUUAGAAAGGAUAUGUCAAGCAAGUCAAUGGAAGUGCUGGUUCUGGUUGUUGUGUGAUUACUUCCACUUAUGAAGGUGGAAGUAUGUACUGAAUUUUUUAUGUACCUUUUUGAAAUUAAAAAGUACCAGUACUUUACCUGUAGUAGCCUAGCAGUUUUAUGAGAUGGGAAGCAGUGAGAGAUAGUUUCCUGAAUUAUGAAAUUGUGCUGCUUGUUUGAGUAUUUGACAAGGUCACUGAUAUUCUGAUGAAGUAAGUCCAGUUGCUUGUAAGUACUUUUUUGUUUGAAAUUAAUAACUGUAGGAAUUUAAUGUUGAAAAUUUUUGUGUAAUGGAUUCAAAUGCAGUUUUUAAAAUUAAUGCCCUCCCAGACUCAUAGCCCUUUUUUGUGGGUAUGGUUAUCAGAGAGUAAAUACAUAAAUCAGAUCCCUUUUAUGAUAUAGAUAGUUCCUCUUUAUGAAUUUACGUCCACUUUUUUUUUUGCGCUCCAUUUCCUCUUCUUAUAUUCUCAGGAUUAAUCUUUAGGUAACAAAUCCAGCAUGACCUUGAAUUUCAAUUUGACCCACAGAAUAUGAAGGAGGUUGAGUUUGGAUGCCAUGCCUCCUCACCCACAGAAUUUGAGUAGCUGACGGGGUGAGUGAGAUAAAAAGUGCCGAUUUGCUCUCAAUAGAGUGACAUUAUUUUGUAUGUCUUGGCAUGAGUCCUAGGACAUACUGUGAGGGAGGACCUCAUCCAUCCUUAACAAAUUAUUGCAGAUUAAAUUCAUAAGAGUUAUGGAGGUCAUUAGUACAAAAAAUAGAUGUAUAGGAGUGGUAUUGUCCCAUGUGAAUAUUGGGCACACCCAUUUAGCACAAUUACUUAAUCACCAGCCCCCUUGACCCAGUUCCUGUCUGUAGACAAUGCAGUACAACAAAUACAUACAUAUGAAUGUCCAAAUUUCAGUUGACUGAUUUUACAUAUGAAUGUCCAAAUUUCAGUUGACAAUGAUUGACAAAUAUUAAACACAUCUAGUAUAGAAAUUAUACGUAUUAUAAUACUCAACAUUUUCAUUCUGUCCAGUUUUGAAAUUUAUACAAAACUAAUUCAGUUAGGCAUAAUUAAUAUUUUUAUGAUUUAAGACAAAAACUUCGUGAGAAUUAAGAAUUUAAACUCAUCUGGUUACAGGUGUUUGCACAUUAUGACCCACAUUACCAUUUUGAAGACAUGUUUUGCAUAUAUCUAGAGAUUAAAAAUAUUAUAGUAAUGACAAGUUUAUGUUUACUAGCACCCCUAUCAUUUAGAUUUUUUUAUCUGGUCUAUUUUAGUUGAAAUAGAUCAUUGCUGCCAACAAAAAGAUUGUAACUUUGGUUUGAUUUGUUUGAAUGGUAGUCUUUUUGUUAGGGUUACCAGAGCCUCAUGAUUGGCAAAAAGUGAUCUGAUUUUGGGGGAGAGCUGGCUGUAGAUCAGUCUUUUUAAUAAAUUACUUCCUACAUUUUUCAUUAUAUCUUCAACUGGACCCAAAUUACUUGAAGUUGAAGAAUCUAACUUGUUUUCAUGUCUUGUCUUUGAUGUGAAGAUACUUCUGCUAACUUUUCUCAUCCCACUUUUUGUCAUGUUUGCUUAUGCAUUCAUUUCUUGAUUAAGGGGACAAAAAAUUGAAGACUAGCAGUUAUUAUAAAAACUAGACUAUUUCAUCUGUCACUUGAUUUAUUAAUACCUGAAUUGAUUUUCUAUAGAAAUCUUCAUUUUCUAAGGUAUUGGGAUUGAAGAACAGCAGGAUAAUUUUAAAAGACUUCUAUAUCAAGUCAGUAGCAGUGUUCAUUUGUUAAGGAAAAAGGACAAAGAUUUAUUAUGAAUUUUAGGAGCAUUUUAUCAAUAACAUUGGCUAUUACAGUUUUGGAAUAAAUAUUUUGGGAAUUAGGAAUGGUCCUGUCCAAUUCCCUUCCACUGUGCAGUUUUAAAUUUAGGUGCAGUGUCUCUGUUUUUAACUGCUGCUAUUUAUCUUGGUAAUGAAGUACAUGAUUUCAUUCAAAGAGGGACUGGAUAACCCAUGGCAGCUAUCAGUGUCCAUGGAUUACCUGAGCAAGCAUGUCAAAUGCCUCAAUGCAAUAGGUGCUGGUUUGGUUGGAGAAACAAUGACAACCCACUGGUCUCGAUGAGGCAACCAAGCAGAUAGAUUUUGGGAUGGCCUGCUUGCUGCAUAUGUGGAGGGUUCUAAAAAAGUUAAGUUAAAAAAGACAUUUCCAACCCAAAACAUUUCCACAUCAUGCCAGUUACUUAUUGAAAUUUAAGGAAUGAAUGGCAACAUUCAAGAACUAAGGGAAAAAAUUUGUGCUACUUCUGAUUUGUGAAGUGCAAACUAUAUCAAAGCAAAGUAAAUACUCGGAAGAUAAUGUUCACUGGAUCCAUAGUAGUAGGAAAGUAUUUACGUAUAUCAGUUUAUAGCCCCCCCCCCAAAAAAAAAAAAAUUAUAAUUUCUGGAUUACAUUAGUACUGAGAUAGGUGAUUUGCAUUCUUGUUGCAGAUUGAAUAUAUUUAUCAUUUGUGACCAUAUAGUAUUGCUUGGCCAGUGCUCUUCAGACUGGACUAAAAGUAUUCAACAUUAGUCCUUCAGCUUGAGAUGCAUGGAUUCAUGCAUUAUAUUUUUCAUCUGUUCCUCUGGUUUCUUCCCACUUACCUGUCUAACUUUAACCUAACAGUGCUCCAGUUUUUUAUGGAAGGUCAAUGAGUUACAAAAUGUAAUUAUGUGGUCUCAUGAAAUUACUUUAUAUUAGUAAUAUUCAUCUUUGGAACGAUAUUUUUUUAAAAACAUAAAGGUUACUUGGAGCAAAUAGAUACAAUUAUGUUAUGCUGAGGCUGGAGUGCAAAGGACCAAUAUGUCUUGCCUUGAUUGAGGGUAUUAAUGCCACUGGUGUUAGAUCUCAUAUUGUCUUGUGGGGAAUGCAGUUUAAUCCCGGAAUCUUUAUCUUUAUAGACCAGAUAGUUUAAAGAUAGGGUCCCAUUUAUCUAACAUUACCUUUCUUUUAAUACAAAACUUCCACCAACACUAAUUUCAUUUUAGAAUUACUGUCUGCUGUAAGAUUUCCAGGGUGUCGGCAUCAAAUUUCUGUUGUGCUAUGAUAUUUCACAGCCAGGUCACAGAGGUCUUCCAUUCCCUUUACAGUAAACUGUUGAACUGUUUUCCUGGCAGUGUUAUAGACAAUAUUGUUCAUAAAUUUUAAAGAAACUGCAAAUCUGCAUUAAAGUACCAUGUACCAGUUAUUAAUGGCUUUUCCUUAUUGAUUUCUUAUUUGAUGAUAGAUAAAUUGGAUUGCUUAUUUCAUUUUUUUUUGUGCUGAGUGUAAUUUCUUUCCUCCUCUAAAUCUCUACCUGAAAACCUUAACGAACAGAAUCAACAAACUAUAAACCUGAGGGCAGCAAAGGGAAAUCAGCCUGCAAAAAGAGAAAAGUUGAAGGAAAGGGUCUUAAAUGAUCAGAUAUGAGGGAACAAUAAUUGAAACUGGAUUCAGGAGACGUCAGCAGAAAGGCAGGAACAGAUUAGAUCCUUGCUUAAGCAUUUGGAAAUCAGCAGACUCCACAACUGCUCUAGGUAAACUAUUCCAGAUUUUUGUUGUAGCCAAAAUAAAACUUAGCAAACCUAGUAGUUUUAAAUAUGACUAAAACAAACAACUGUUUGCAUCAGCAGCCUGCCUAGCAUUGUUAGUAAAAACAGCUAGGUCUCAUAAAGAAGAGUGCAGUAGACAUUUGUCAUUUUAAUACAGAUUAUGCAACAAGCAUAAUGAACUCGCAUCAAGUUUAUGCCACAAGUCAACAUUACUAGUUGGGAAAACAAAUGUAACUGAUGACAUAGUGUUAUGCAUACAUGAGUUUGAAAUGAGAAUCUGGGACCUGGGAGCACACUGAAGAACAGUAUAUGAAACAAUUAAAAAAAAGGUUAAAAUAUAUACAGUAAUAGCAUCAUCAUGAUCAUCAUGAAACAUUCUAAAACAUUUCUGCAAGACUUUUAACUUAUUGAGCAACAUAUGUAUUUUAGUAUACUCCUUUUGGGUCAUUUUGUCUCCUAUGACUUGGAGGUAGUUGUUUCUCUGAGCUCAAUCAAGGUAUUUUGUUCUGUGGGAACUUUAUUUAUAAUUGUCAUUUUUGGUGUUUUGGAUGUGUUUGUGUACACAUUAAAAAUAUUGAUAUAUGCAGGACUUCAGCAACACAGAAAUUUUAAAAUUUUCACCACACAGGCAUUGAAAUUCAACAUUCUGCAUGUUUGGAGUGCUUCUGAUUGACUAGUCUGAAAUACUAAUACUUACAUCAGAUAUUUUAGGCUCAUAUCAUUGAAAUAUUAAGGAAUUUAAGAAAUGGUCUAGAUUUUUUUAUAUCCUCUUCUUCCUAACUUUUCAUCCAACUUAUACAUAAUCUUGUGUCCAGUUACAUCUAGAACAAAGAUAUCUUUUUACAAAUUUACCAUGCCCAGUAAAAUUAAAAUACAAAUAUUCUUAUGACAUUUCCAAGAAGGAAAGAGUGUGGGCUGAUGAUGUUUAUUAAAAGCCAAAUAUUGUCAUAUCUCUGAAUGACUAGAUUCACAUCAACCGUGCAUCUUAUGUCUAGGCCAGUCCCUUACGAUGCACCUGAUUGGGUGUUGAUAAGCCAAUCACAGGACUGGAAACUCUCAGUCUCUCUCGAGAGUUCACAUAGGCGGGAUGUAUGUUCCACUUCUUCUGAGGGAUAUGUUUUUCAAAAGUAUCCCUUAGGAGAGGGGGAAGAUACAUCCUGCCUAUGUGAACUCUCUCGAGAGACGGAGAGUUUCCAGCCCUGUGAUUGGCUCAUCAACAGCCAAUCAGGAGCGUCGUAAGGGACUGGCCGAGACAUCAGAUACACAGUUGAUGUGAAUCUACUAUAGUAUGUUAAUUUGUGUAUUAUGGCUACUCUGAUGAGAUAGUUUGGCAGUUGUUCUCCUUAACUGUUAUAUAUGAUUUGCAACCCCAGCCAUAAGCUUAAGUCUCUCACCACACUUAUUAAUUAACUAUAGAUUUUCUGAGUCAUGUAUGGACAAACAUGAGAUUAUUAAAAUGUUUUGAGAGGAAUAUCCUUUUUAAGUAAUUUAAAAAUGCUUAUUAUUUGGUUUUAUUGAUUCAGUCCUACAAGACUACAGUGGUCUUCCUUCACUUCUUGAAACUUCGUAGAAACAUAUUGUAGAAAAGUCGGUAGUAGCCACAUUAGAAAGGGUCAUCAGAGCUCUUUCAGAUGCUGCUUUGCCUCCCACACUGUAGAUCUGUAAAGUCCAUCGACAAAAAUAUGGAGUUGGAUGCACUUCAGUUGUACAGUUUGUCAUAGUGUGAUGCAGCAUGAUUAGUACAUUUGUCACAUAGGUGUUCUUUUCUGUCAGCUGAAGUUUGCUUGAAUGGGAAAUGAUGAAAACCCUUUGGAUUGUUCAUUUAAAUUUGAUUAUGUGAUAUUAGGGAAAAUGUUAAGCAGCAGGUACUGUAUUGGAGAAAUUAAUUUAGAUUAUAUUCUUGGACUUGAUUGUGUGCAGCAUAUUAUACCGUACUGUGAAUUUCUUAUGUCAGAUGUUACCCUUAGCACGGAGAAAGCUGUUUUAGUGAGUAGCCAAAGAUUUGAUACUGUUUUUUUUAUGUUUAAUAAAUUACUACUUAAACUUAUUCAUUAAACAUAUCUGGAUAUGUUCAGCAACACUUCAUCUCACAGAUGUCAUAAAAAUAUCAACUCUCCAUUUAUUGUAGUUGAUCAAGCAUUCUGUAGUGUCUAAUCCUUUGAAACAACCCUGUAAAGGAUAGUUUGAGGCAAGUGGUUUUGUUAUUUAUGUUGUCAUUAAUGUUUUUACUUCACGAUGUUACCUUUUCAAGCUAAUCAUUAAUUUGUAAUCUGUUCCCUUUCUAUGCUAAAAAGAAGCUACAUCCGUUUUCUGACAACAGUCAAGUUUUAAAUGCCUAAAAAAGUACUGAAAUUUUCAUAUUAUAAAAAUGUUAGUAUCUUGAUAGACUACCAUACUUGCAAGCCAAUUUGGGUCUUCCUCGAGGGAAUGAUGCUAAGUAUAUUAUAAGAAAAAUAUCCUUUUCUAGGCCAUUUGAUAUUUUGAAAAUGUAAAAUAUGUAUCAGGGAAAUGUGAUAUUUGAAUAGAAUGAAUAUGUAAGUUGUUUCUAGAUGUUAAAUAUAAGGCAGAGAACUAAGUAAUCUUGCAUUCCCAUAUCCAUGUAGGAAGUCCCAUACAUAAUUCAUCUUAUUACAAUAUUUACUGAUAAGACUGUGGGUAGGUGUUUAAGUGAUCAUAUAGUGUACCUCUUUUGGUUGGUAAUGAAAUUUUCUUCUUUAUUUUUUCUGACUCCCUUGUUUUAAAUAUGUAAUUUUCAAAUGAUUUAAUGUUUACUUAUACAUUUAAAAGUAAUGGCUGGAUGUUUUCAAAACAUGCCUGAUCAUUAAAUAAGUCUGAAAACUGUAUAUUAAAUAAUGAUCUCAAGCUUCUUUGGACAAAGUAUAUCCUUUUACACUUAUACAUAUGAAAACAUGUUGAAUGUUUAUAGUAUUGUCUUCUUCUAGCCUUUAAUGGAAUUUUUCCCAGUGGAAGAAAGGUGGAAAAAUACUUCGCAGGAAUACCAUGAAGAAACAGCUAUACAUUACCAUUUUUCUAGUAGCCAAAUGAUCUCAGUUAAUAUAAACCAGGAUAUUUACAUUAUUGAAACAACCAUUCUACAAACAGUGUACCUGUGGCCGUUUCUUCUGCCUCUUGUAUCACCUUAAAAUGCUAACAUCUAAGAGGCAGGAAAAUGAUUGCUAAUAUAUGUGAUUAAUCACAGCGGAAAUAAUUGUUUGCCAUCAUUCAAAAUUAUCCAUUGUCUUAUCAAGCAUUAUAAGAAUUAGGAUGUGUUGAUGAAGGUUUACAGGUAAAUCCUGUGGAACAUUGUUUAGAUGUAAAUUUCUAGUAGUUUCACUUACAUUAUUUACCAUAAAUAAAUAAGCAUAGGCCUUUACAUGUAAAUAUUUUAUAUUGAAAUUUUAAUCCUGUGGAUUUUCUUUAUUUUGUAAUAUCAAGGUCAAUAUAUUGCAUUAUAAUGACUAAUAAAUGUAAAUUUUACUGA